ACAUUUUCCCACUCGCUUCGCAUUGCCCGAAGACCCGAAGCCGAGAGUGAACUAGAAGGGCAAGACCGUGCCCCAGCUCAUCUCCUGUUCAGUCUCAGAUCGAUCGGUCGUGCUGCUCUCGGGAAGAGCGAGUAGACCGAGGGACGGAGCGGCUCUAAGUGGCGCAGCAGAAAUCGGAUCGUCUCUAGCCCUAUCUCCGUCAAAGUUCGCCCCUCUUUCGUUACUUCGGUGCAUUAUUGAUCUAGAGUACGUUCUUGUUCUUCUACUUUUGAUUUCUCUGAUCGAUCCUGCGGUUUUGUUCCUUGGUAAGCUUUGAGGUGUUUUGUGGAAGGGGAUUGGGUGGGAAAGCCUCCCUCCUAAAGGAUAUGAUAUUGGACUGGAAAUUGCUUGUAAAAGGGUGUGAUUCGUAAUUUCCUACUUUAUUUGGGGUGCCUUUUUAGUGUCAUUGUCUGGAAGCUCUGCUGGGAAGUCCAUUGAUGGCUAAAAGUUUCUAUUUCUGGGAUCGAAUUCCAUUUUUGAGGCACUUCCCGCCUUCUUAAUAUUGGCUUGCUAGGAUCUAUGAUUUGGAGCUUAGAAUGUUCACUAGCAGAGAAAAGGCUGGUUGAAGGUUUGGAAUUUACUUAUCCAUCUUCUUUGAUAGUAGGCUUCAGUUGAACAUUUCGAGCUUCUUCAGGGUUGAAAUCGGUUGUUUCUCGUGUGAAAGCUACAAAUUUGAUCUUUUUCUCUAGGCGAUAUUGGUUUUCCUUGAAGCUUUUGAACUUGGACUUUUGGGUUUUUUGUUGUCUGCAUUGAGUCUCUCGCCCUCUUCCACUUGUCCCUCAAUUAGGAGAGAAUGAACCGAUGGUUUCCUUCCGGAUGGGUUUCUGCCCGCCCAAAAAUUACCAUCGUUGGUUUUUCUUAGUGAGCUAAGAUAUAUUUUAUCCUUAAAAGCAGCUUCUAGGAAGAUGAUAGAGUGGGCAUCUACAGUUAUAAAAGGAUCUAAGACACACAGUGUCAUGAGUGUGUUGCUUGGUCAUGGAACUGAUGCAAUGACAGAUGAGUUUGAUGGCUCAAAAGGGGAGAAAGAUAUAUUUAUGGAAAUCUUCAAUCUAAGUGCUGACAAGGUAAACAACCUUCAUGUUGCUUCAAACCUCUUGAAUUUCCCAAAAGAUAAGAGCAUCCAAUCAAGAUCAUUGGCUUCUAUGAUUUCUGAGAGCUCGGGUAUGACUACUUAUGUUUCCCUUAGAGAUUCAUCCAGCAAUACUUCCCAGCCUCAAUGUAUCAGUGACAGAGAUGUUAGUCGUUCCAGAUGCCUUCUGGAGAGCUCUUCCACUGGUUCUGUUUCUGAUCAUUGUGAUGUUCAAGAGAAAAGGAUGAAUUUAUCUAUCGAGCAACACAAUCAAAAGGGUGUCACACACAGUUCCAGUCUGUUGGUAUCCAGUAAUGCAUUGGUUGACCUGGGUCAAUUACAAAAUUCAUCGAGCAUGUUCAUCCAGCAUCAAGAGCAAUUGCAAUGCCUUGUAGUUGAAUCAUGUGGUCAGGGUAUUCUUUCUAGUUGCUAUCUCUCUCAAACACAUGAAGAAAUUGAUGCAAGUAAUAAUAUGGAUGAUGAUGUUGCUCCGGAUAUUGAAUUCAGAGGACAAGAGGUGAGAGAUGCUAACAUAAUUAAUGAGGCUAAAUCCGUCACAUCCCCAGUUUCUCAAGAGAGUUGUGCUUAUGAUCUUCUGGUAAUAAAUUCUACUAGCGCUCAUGUUGAGACACUAAAAAUACCUACGUGCAUGAAACAAUUGAACAUUGUGAAGUCUGACAGAAUAGAGGUUGCAUCAAAGAAGGCAUUAAUUAGGGACCUUCCGGAACGCCUAUGUUCACAUGCAAAUUGCCUUCUUACUGAUGCAGGCUGGAAAAUUGCACCACGUGUGAGGAAUGACAGAGCUAAGUUGGCUUCUUAUUAUGUACCACCAGAAGGAAAACCUGUUCUUACUUCACUCUCUCAAGCCUGGAAGGCAUGUGGCCGGAGACUUCAUUCUAGUGCCAGAAUCUCCGAUAAGGAUGAUAAGGGGGGAGCAUGGGCAAAUAUUGGCCAAUUUUGGAGUGAUUUGACAGAUACCUUGUUUUACAUUGAUGAAAAUACUCAGCCAUCUAGAACCUCCAUUUCUCACUUGAAAAGGUGGCAGCUUCUUGAUCCAUUUGUUGCCGUUGUUUACAUCAACCGGAAGAUUAGCCUUCUGCGAGAAGGGAAAUCUCUUAAGGCUGUGAACAGUUGUACUUUUGUUUUGGCUGAGGAAAAUAAUAAUGUCUUGGCAGAUGACAAUGUUGUCAGAGUCUCACACCUGGGAAAACUAAAUUCAAGUUCAGGAAGUUAUUUGAAUCCUAAUAUUCAACUAGCUGGCCAUGAUCAGGUUCUGAUAACUGUAAUUCCUAAAAAUCAGAAAAAUUCCCAAAAUUGUUUAGAUUGGAAAACGAAUGCCCAAUGCAAUCAACAAAAUUGGAAAAUUUCCUGUGCUUCAGGAGUUGGUCGUGGAGAUCUUAGUAGUCUAUCUGUAAGCAAAGGAACCAACAUGCAUGAUGCUACAUGCCUACAUCCUAGUUGCAAGGAAUUGACUAAUUCAUACAAUACAGUAUGUGGUUCAAACAAUAUAUCUAUAUUUACUGAAGAUGUCUACCCCACUUCUAUCAAAGAUUUUUCAGUUUUUGAAUUUUCAGUUGAUGAAUCUCUUCCAUAUGUCUUGGAAACACCACUAACCAAUGGCCCAGAAGCUUGCAAAGCAUCUUCUUUUGAAAAAUCUGUGUGUCAGCAACUAAGUAGUAGACCAUCCAAAUGUAAAUCUGUUAAAAAGGAUUUAAAAGAAGCAAGACAAAAAAGGACAAUAAUUUCUGCAAAAAGGAGAGUAUAUGGCAAGCAUCUUUCCAAAUUUGUUGGCUGUGAUACUCUAGACCUGCCUAGUCAUGAGAAUACAGCUAAUAAAAUGGAAGUAGAUGAUGAACACUUGAAAAUUCAACAUUCAACAUCUAGGCCAGGUUGCAAAGGUGUGAUUCCUGUUGUUGACAUUCUCAAUUUUUUUACAACUGAAAAAGCAGCCAUUGAGGAUCAAAAAUCUAACGGUCUGGAUUUUUCUUUAAGUCAAGCAAGUGGUUCUGGUAAGAAGACACAUAAGAAGUCCAAAAAAAAAUCUGGCAUCAAAACAUAUAAUGUUGAUGGCACAUGUUAUGUAAAAUGCACAAAGGCUUUAGGCUCCCAUUUUAAUCAGAAAAUAAAAAAUGUAAAGGGCAAGAAAGAAAAUAUUGCCAUGCCUUUUCAGAAUAAAGCAGAAAACUCACUCGUUCAUUCCAAUGCUGAUGUUUCAUGUACUGUUGGGGAAACUCUUGACACACAAAGCCGCCAGAUAGUUACAAAGUUAAAGGAAGCUGAAGUUUGUAAGAAGAAUAGAUGGAAGAGACCACGCGGGUUUCGUAUUAAUGAUGAUGAUCUUCUUAUUGCAGCUAUUAUCAAAAACAAAGAUUAUGUGACAUGCAUUGAUACUAAGGGAUCAAAGCUAGGAGUUUCUCAACCCAAAAAAUUGAAGAAACUUGAAAGCCAAAAAGGAGGUUGUAAAUUGCUACUGCGAACACCUGGCAAAGGUGCAUUGUCAAAAGAUGGGAAGGAAAUUAUUUUGGGAGCAAGAACUGUUUUGAGCUGGUUGAUUGAAAGAGGUGUUUUAUCCCUGAAAGAUGUUUUUCAAUAUAGGAACCCGAAGAACAAUGACUUGGUAAAGGAUGGCUUGAUUACUAGGAAUGGGAUUCUAUGUAGAUGUUGUGAACAGAUAUUCUCCUUAUCUGCUUUUAAAUGCCAUUCUGGUUCCAAGCUCCAGAAACCGUCUUCUAAUCUUUUCCUGGAGUCAGGUAGAUCAUACACAUUAUGUCAACUUCAGGCUUGGUCUGCUGAAUACAAGGCAAGAAAAAGCCACAUGAGAGAUAUGGGACUUGAGGAGGUGGAUCAAAAUGAUGAUACUUGUGGAUUUUGUGUAGAUGGUGGUGAACUAAUAUGUUGUGAUAACUGUCCGUCUACUUAUCAUCAAACAUGCUUGACCAUGCGGGAUCUUCCAGAAGGAAGCUGGUACUGCCACAAUUGCAUUUGUAAAAGCUGUGGGAAUGUUGUGAAAGCAACAAAAGAGCAUCCUAGGCCUUUGGCUGUGUUGGAAUGUUCACAAUGUGAACAUAAAUAUCACUAUAUCUGCAUAAAGAAAAAAGAUCCAAGUAUUGGAGAAGUAAAAUCUGGUUCAUGGUUUUGUGGAGAAAAUUGUGAACAGGUUUAUUUGGGUCUGCGUUCACGUGUUGGCAUAUUGAAUGGUCUUGCUGAUGGAUUUUCGUGGACAAUUUUGAGAUGCAAUCAUGAUGAUCAAAAGAUCAAUUCAACACAAAAAAUUGCACUCAUGGCAGAGUGUAACAUGAAAUUAGCUAUUGCCUUGAGUAUUAUGGAGGAAUGCUUUCUCCCAAUGGUUGAUCCAAGAACAGGCAUUAACAUGAUACCACAUGUCCUCUACAACCGAGGGUCUAACUUUACCCGCUUGAAUUACCAAGGAUUUUAUACUGUAGUCAUGGAGAAGAAUGAUGAAAUAAUAUCAGUGGCAUCACUCAGAAUUCAUGGUAUUACAGUGGCUGAGAUACCUCUUAUUGCGACUUCAAGUGAGCAUAGACGACAAGGAAUGUGCAGACGGCUCCUUAAUGCAGUUGAAAAGACACUUAAAUCCUUCAAAGUCAAGAUGCUGGUUUUAUCAGCUAUACCUGGUCUCGUGGAAACAUGGACAUCACAUUUUGGUUUCAAGUCUAUUGGGGAUAUUGAGAGGAGGCAGUUAAAUCAUGUCAACUUUAUGUUGUUUCCUGGGACAGAAUUGUUGAUCAAGAAUUUGGAAGAUACAACUGAAGAAACUGGUGAAGUUAUAGGAUCAGAUGACGCUUCUUGCUCAAGAGUCAGCCAAUCUUCCUGUUGUGAUGACACUAAUAAAAUUGAUGUGGAAACUACAGUACAAACCAAUGAGAUUUCUGGAGAUGAUGCAGAUCGUGGAGCUUUUAUCUCAACAAUGAAUGGAACUCAUCAAAUAGACCAUAAGUGGCAGCAGAAGGGAUUAUUUAUACAAUUGGAUGACACUCCUAACUCAACAUCCAAGCCUGAUGAUAACAAGGCAAAUAUCUCUGAAUCAUUCUGCAUAAAUGUAGAAAAUUUGAACAAUCAAGUAACAAGAAAGUUUAAUAAAAUAGUAGAGGAUUCAACGGUUUUGUUCACUCCAUUGAAGUAAACUAUAGUUGCUUGUCUGGUGGAACACAACAUCAAUCACCAUUAUUGGAAAUUCUACGUAUUAGGGAGAUGCAACUAAAGGAGUUCAGUGGUUGCAAGUUUUUGGCAUAUUACUCCAUGUUCCAAGAUAAUAGUUGAUGGUUUCCUGUGAUUGCAUCCUAUAAUGAGGUGUGCUUACAUGAAAGUUCAAUGAUAGAACACUCAUAUAUUUGACAAUUUGUGUGUUAUUCAGGUUCUUGCUUGAUUCUUUUCCAUCAAACAUAAAGAUAUUUUGCCGGGGAGUAUCAGGCUAUUAUGAUUUAUAAAACAAGUUCAUCUAAGGGGUUGAUAUGAAGCUUAUACUGGAAUCAUGCAAAGUUCAGAAAACAAUUUACUAAUCUGCAGACUAGCAAGGAUUGAAACUGAUGAUCCAGUUACUGCAAAUUCUUUGAAACAUCAAUUCAAGUAAUUUGGUUUGCAAAAUAAGUGGAGGCUGUAAUGUAUGUAGUAUUUCCCAUCCUACCAGAGGUUGUCUUCAGCUAGUAAGAGAAGCAGCAAAAUAACAAGUUUUCUUUGAUCUUUAAUUGUUUGAUAUGCUUUCACCCAACCAUUUUAAGGGCCUAUUGUUAAAUAUCCAUAGAAAGCAGGUUAUGAGAAAACAGAAGUGCAAUCACUGCUCUUAAUUAGCAUUUUUAAGAGAUCUUGUUUAAUACUUCUGGGAUUUCUUUCAGAAGCUAUGGGCCAUUGGCUGGCAAUGCAAUAGUUAGUUUAAUGCAGAGAACAAUGAGCAUAAAUAGGACUGAUUGCCUUUUUCUUUUGCUUUCUAGUACCUUCAUAGCCUGCUAACAAAAUUGUAGCUAAGGUGGUGCAACUUUAUACAGAUUAUUUAAUGGCUGGAACAACUCCGUACUUCCUAGUCCCGGCGUGAAAGCGAAUAUUAGGGAAUUCAAUGAUUCUGACUCAUCUUGUUGGAACCUAAGUAAUUUUGGGAGCUGAGAAGACUGUUGGUUGUCGAAAAAGGAUUUUAACUUGCAGGAUAUCAUGACUGCCUGUUGCUGAAAUAAGAAUUGUGCCGCUGAACAAAACUUUCAUGAUGUCUCUGGAUUAACAGGGAGGGUUACUAUGUCUGCUAAAGCAGAAGCCUACAACUGUGCAGUUCUCUUUUACAUUUUUCUCUGUCUCUAACCUUUGUUUUUGCUGUAACCAGUGCUUGAAUGGAUUUUGAGAGAUUUGGAUGGGUUCAGUGAACAUCCCUAUUUAAUCUUGCAAUACUUGUGAUUGCAAAUGCUAACUGAAUCACUAAUACAAUACUGCUUUGGAUUUGUUUAAAAUCUCAGAAUGAGAUCCAGAUAUAAUGUGAAUUAUAGGAUGUAGAUUAUAUUGUCA
Messenger RNA from Zingiber officinale, 6616 nucleotides. Its product is annotated as increased DNA methylation 1-like. Lineage: Eukaryota; Viridiplantae; Streptophyta; Magnoliopsida; Zingiberales; Zingiberaceae. Gene Ontology annotation, molecular function: acyltransferase activity, transferring groups other than amino-acyl groups. The transcript has 8 exons. Bases 945 to 5252 code for a protein of 1435 amino acids. The record is from RefSeq and is a predicted model, not a curated record.